AUGGUUCUUUCUCGUUUGGACCACCCCCACGACCCCAAUGUUUUCAAUCUGGAGCAUGUGGUCCAGGACAGUACCCUCAAAUCAGAGGAUGGCCUCGACCUCCACGAAAAAUCAACUGCCGACGCCUCGGAGGUCCCUUCCUCGACCGAGAUGGAAAUCAGCGGUGAUGAGCUGUCCCACUUGGCUAGCGGUCGCAAGACUGUUCUCCUCAUGUGCUUUUCCCUCUCAAUGUUCGUUGACGGAGCCGGCGUCGCCGCCUGUUUCCUCCUGGCGGCACCCAUCGCCGAGGACCUGGGUAUCGACACGGCCCACUCGGCGUGGAUUCUCACCGCCUACUCGCUCGCGUUUGCUGGGACCUUGCUCCUAGCCGGCCGCCUCACCGACCUGUACUCGCCCAAGAUGCUGUUUGCGGCUGGCUUUAUGGGGUUGGGCAUUCUCAACCUGGUCAUCUCGUUCAUGCAGGACCAGUAUGCGUUCUUUGUGCUGCGCGCCAUGUCGGCACUCCUUGCGGUCCUUACCGUUCCGUCCUCGGUCAACAUGAUUGUCCAGAUGUAUCCCAACCCGCACGAGCAGACAAACAAGCUCGCGGUGUUCGCGCUCGCCGGCGCGCUGUCGACCACCAUCGGCCCCAUUCUGGCUGGUGCCUUUGUCCCGGCCUCGUGGCGCUGGUUCUUCCGAUUCAUCUGCAUCGUCGCCGUCCCCAUCUCGGUCCUGUCCUUCUUCCUCCUUCCAGACACCAAGUCGGUCGCCAGUGAAACAAAGAGUACCGAAAAGUGGCGUCGCAUGGACUUUGUCGGCGUGUUUCUCAUCCUGGCCAUUCUCAUUCUGUUCAUCCUGGCAUUCACCCAGGCCGAGUUGGAUGGCUGGGGUUCCGCCAUGUUCAUCGCCCCUCUCGUCAUCUCACUUGUCCUUCUCCCCGUCUUUAUUGUAUGGGAACUGAAGCGUCCCGAAGGCUGUGCCCUCCUCCCUCACGACAUUUGGUCGUUCCCCAACAUCUUCCCGCUCAUCCUCCACACCACCGCCGUCUACGGCUGGUUCUCCUGCUUCCAGCUGCGCAUGUCCACCUACUUCCAGGAGGUGCUCGGAGACUCGGCCCUCAUGACCGGCGUCAAGUUUUUGCCACUCGGCAUCACCGGCAUCGUGAUGGGCUCGUUGAUCCAGUACAUGCCGUGGCUCAUCACGCGCCCGCGCUUCGUCAUGCCCGUCGCCUCGGCCCUCGCGUGUGCCGGCAGCCUCAUCCUGGCCUUUUCCAACGGCGGUAAAGGUGUCGACUAUUGGAAGUACAUCUUUACAGCCGAGAUCGUCGGUACUCUGGGAGCCAUGGUCUGCUUUGUGGGCAUGAACACGGGCCUGAUCCAGGCCUUCCCCCUCGAGUUUGCCGGCGUCGGCGGCAGCUUUGCCAACGUCGUCUUCCAGAUUGGCGGUGUCGUCGCGCUGGCGAUCCAGACGGGACUCCUCUCCACCGGCGACGGUACCAUCCAGGACUGGAAGGGAACCCAGAACAGCUACUUCUUUACAUCAGCCUACAUCAUGUUCACUGGUACCGUGUUCUGUCUCUGGUAUCGCCAGGACAAGAUGCCAGUCCAUGCUGCGCCCUCGGCAGCGUAG
Molecule: messenger RNA, 1608 nt
Organism: Apiotrichum porosum
Lineage: Eukaryota; Fungi; Basidiomycota; Tremellomycetes; Trichosporonales; Trichosporonaceae
Exons: 2
Coding region: 1-1608 (535 amino acids)
Biological process (GO): transmembrane transport
Cellular component (GO): membrane
Molecular function (GO): transmembrane transporter activity
Source: RefSeq, a predicted model, not a curated record